GCCCCCAAUAACUGAGGAGUGGGGCGGGGAAAGCGUUAAAGAUGGCGUCGGGGCCGCGUCGCUCUCCUCAGGGAGGCAGAGGGAGAGUGUGAGAGAGAAGGAAGCAAAGACGGUGCAGUUUGGGCCUCUAUUUCUGUCGCUGCCGCCGCCGCCGCCGCCAUGUCGGAGCCGGGGCACUUAGGGGUGAAGCGUGCGGAAUCGGCUCGGCUGCGUCGAGCGGAGCAGCUGAAGCGCUGGAAGGGUUCCUUGACGGAGCUGGAGCCGGUGACUCCCGCCCGGAGCCGGUACCGGGGAGGAGGAGGCGGCGGGGCCCGAGUCCGCUUCGAGGACGGAGCCGUCUUCCUGGCCGCCUGCGCCAGCGGAGACACCGACGAGGUGAAGAGGCUCCUGGCCCGCGGGGCUCGCCUCAACACGGCCAACGUGGACGGGCUGACAGCGCUGCACCAGGCCUGUAUAGAUGAGAACCUGGACAUGGUAAAGUUUCUGGUAGAAUAUGGAGCCAAUGUAAAUCAGCAGGAUAACGAGGGCUGGACCCCACUUCAUGCGGUUGCAUCUUGUGGCUAUCUGAACAUAGCAGAGUGAGUGAGUUACUUGAUAAGUCAUGGGGCCAAUGUAGCUGUCGUGAACAGUGAAGGUGAAGUCCCAUCUGACCUUGCAGAGGGAGCAGCCCAUGAAGAUUUGCUCUUGGAGCAAAUUCAGAAACAGAGGGUGGAUCUUGAUCAGACCAGAAAAGCAGAAGAGCAACAAAUGCUGCAAGAUGCACGGCAAUGGCUAAACAGAGGGAAAAUUGAAGAUAGAAGACAGCUCCGAACUGGUGCUACUGCUCUCCAUGUAGCUGCAGCUAAGGGCUACUAUGAGGUCAUGAGGCUCUUGAUCCAAGCUGGGUUUGAUGUGAAUGUCCAGGAUAAUGAUGGCUGGACACCACUCCAUGCUGCUGCACAUUGGGGAGUAAAAGAAGCUUGCUCUAUCCUGGCUGAAGCACUCUGUGACAUGGACGUCAGGAACAAGCUGGGUCAGACACCAUUUGAUGUUGCUGAUGAAGGAUUGGUUGAACACUUAGAGAUGCUGCAGAAAAAACAAAAUAUGCUGCGAAAUGAAGAGACAAGAAACAAGCUAAUUGAAGCUAAUAUGAAUGGGAAACUCCAAAGUGGACUCUUCAAAAACAAAGAGAAGAUUCUUUAUGAGUCAGACACUUUGAAAUCUUUGAGAAGAGAAGAGGAAAACAAAGAGUCCAGUAGUUCCAGCUCUGAGGAUGAAGAAGCUGAGGAAGAUGAUGCAUCAGAGUCAGAUACUGAGAAAGAAACAGAAAGAAAGGACGAGUCUGUUGCUAACCAUUCCAAUCCUCAGUCCAGAAUGCUCAUCACAGAAACAGUACCACCACCUGAGCAUAACUCUUUUACUAUGGCUCCUGCCAGAAAAUUUACACCAUUACUCAGCAAGUCUGAAGAGCAAAAGGAUGAAUCUCCUUCAUCAUGGAGACUAAGCCUGCGAAAAACUAGUAGCCAAAACACACUUAGUGAAAGCAGUAUUCCUUGUGACACAUUGAAGGAGAAGGGCAGCUCAAUCUAUCGCUCCUCAUCAACCCCUAGGAUUUCUGCACUAUUAGACAACAAAGAGAAGGACCAGGACAACAAAGUUUAUUUUGCUUCAAUAGCUCCUCGAAGAUUAAACAGUACUGGUGACAUAGAAGAAAAGGAGAACCGAGAAUCUGCUGCUAACUUGGUACGAAGUGGUCCUUAUAGCCGGCAACAAUGGAGAGAGGAGCCAAGGGGAAAGGAAUCUCCUGCAACUAAUGCACCUUCCACCUAUGUAUCUACAUACAUGAAAAGUUCUUCAUUUGGUAGAAGUAGUGACCUCACCAGUCCCUACAUUUCAGCCAAUCGUAAUGCAUCUUCUGCUACCUCACCCACUAUCCUUGAUUCAUCUACCUCAUUGGGCACAGAGUGGCAGCUUGCCUCUUGCCCCACAUCUGUCAGUUCUAACACUACAGCAUCAGCCCGCCAGUAUACCAGAACGCCUUACAGGCAACAAACAGACUCUACUGUAGAGAAGAGCACAGAGAGCGUCUCUUCUAGCAUUCCUUUAAGUGUCAUAACAAAUCUCACUGUACCGAGUAGUGCCAAUGGUGUUACAACUGCCAAUUUUAACUCACUGACUGGAACAGAGUCCUCUGCUGGUGAUGCCAGGGAUCGAAGAAGGUCCUACCUGACUCCAGUUAGACACGAAGAAGCAGAAUCCCUAAGAAAGGCACGAUCCAGACAAGCUCGCCAGACUCGCAGGUCUACACAGGGUGUGACACUUACAGAUCUUCAGGAGGCAGAGAAAACCUUCAGCCAAUCUCGGGCAGAUCGACAAACUCAGGAACAGCUAAGUGAAAAGUUAGAAAAGACUGAAGCAACAGAGGAAAAGGGUGAGAGACAAGAAGACACUGCAGCAAGUGAACCCAGGGAGACACGCUCACGAUGGAGUAGAAACUUAGAUGAAGAGUUUAUUGGUCGUCGAUUGAGGUGUUCAGCACAAGACAAACCCACAACUCCCACCUCUCCUUCAUUAGCUCCUUAUCUUUAUUCAAGCUCUCACCUACCUGGAACAAGUAGAUCUUCUGACUUGGUGAAUCCAGAAGACUUCCAAAGCACAUCUGGUGACGAUAUGGAGAAAAAUGAAUAUGAAGAUUUGGAUUUGGACAACAGAACUUCAAACAAACAAACAGUUAGAGAAAGGAGACGACCAAAAGAAAGGCGAAGAGGCACUGGAAUAUCUUUUCUCACAAAGGAUGAUGAGGAAAUGGAUGGCACUGAAGAAGUAAAAGAGGACAGGCAUGAAAGACUUUCCAGGUUGGAUGCAGCAAGUUCAAGCACUGGCACCAGUGAUACUUAUGGUGAUCGAUCCUCAGGUCGCAGCAGUGCCUACACCAGAAGAGAGAAUCGUUUGGCUGCCCUCAGUAGCAGAGCAGAAGAGGAUAGUAGCAAAGAUUAUAAAAAACUUUAUGAGAGUGCCCUGUCUGAAAAUCAAAAAUUGAAAUCAAAACUGCAAGAUGCCCAGGUGGAACUCUCCGAUAUCAAAACAAAGAUAGAGAAGGUAGCCCAGCAGAAGCAGGAAAAGACCUCUGACCGUUCAAGUUUGCUUGAAAUGGAAAAGAGGGAGAAACGAGCCCUUGAGCGGAAGCUGUCUGAAAUGGAAGAGGAGAUGAAGAUUUUGACAGAGCUGAAGUCAGACAAUCAGCGGCUGAAAGAUGAAAAUGGAGCACUCAUCCGGGUCAUCAGUAAACUCUCCAAGUAGUAUAUGGGCAUAAAGAUGACAUUUCUGUGCACAAGCUUCCACCUCCUUCUGAUUUUCCAGUUGAAAGAACUGCUGGCAUUUCAGAUAUGGAUCAGCUGGCCACACAUACUACUACUUGCACUUGGCUGGGCAUUCCCAUAUUGCACAGUGCUUAUCCUCUCCUUACCCCCAAGACUUGGCAUAGCCCACACACAUUUCAUUAUUUUUGGAAUGUUAAUGUUAUUCAUUCAGUGGGACAAAUGCUGGUAUGGCACUGUCUUAGCUGCCCAAACAAUCUACUGUAAGCCUCAUGUCCAUCCACAAUAAUCCAAUGUAAAGAAGCAACUACUGUAAUAAGUAAUAAAGAAGUGACUUGUGAUAUUGGCCCAAUAUGUCUUAAGAUACUGCCUUGGAGUAAGAAUAAGGAGUGGAACUGAGAACUGUUACUGAGGAUUUGUCAACGUCUCUUCUGGAAUUUGGGAAUCUGCAAUCUGAAAGCCACAAGAACUUAUUUCUCUGGGAGUCUGACAGUGGUUAUUCAGCUUUGGAGAUGAAUGUUUUCCACAUGUCUCAAUAGCUGACAUUAAUUUAAUAUAAUAUUUUAAGUCUAAUUCAACAGGGAGGGCCUAUAAAUGGUUCUUCCUUUGGUUUUGCUUCACCUUUAUGGUCCUGCUCAACUUGUUUCCUGCUGUUGCCUUCCAUGGUUGCCUUCUCUUGUACUAUUUAAUAAUAGUGUGGUCUUAUAACCUCUGUAUUCUGUGGCUAACACUUUGUCCUCUCCAUUCUUCAAGACUUUCAGUGGGAAAAGAGCAAACCAGAAAACAUUACUUAUUUGGUUUCCAGUUGUAAGAAGUACUCUUGCACAAGAUGCCAGUGUAUCUUUUAAAGUAGCAAAAUCCUCAUUUUUAUGUGAAGCAAUCAUGUUGCAUGAAAAGCUCUGCAAAAUACUUGAGCAAAGGAAAUUAUAAUUAUGAUAAUUUUCGGUGGGUGCAAAAGCAACUGAAGAUAUAAGCAUUCUCCAUUUUUAAAGAAGCAGAAGGUUGAUGGAUGGAGGUGCCCAUCCCUUGUGGAAAAUGACUCAAUUUGUAUGCAGUUCUUGUCAAAAAAUACUGCAUAAUGUUUGAGAUUUUUAAUACAACUAUCAUUUUCACAGAUGUAAAACAUGAAUGAGUCUGCAUCUAAUGAUGACAUUUACAGCAAGGAUCUACAUUGUUUAGAAACCUUUUGUGUGUACUGGAAAUAAAUUAAUUCACUUUUACAGAUUCUCAGAAUAUAACUGCUUCAGCACUCUAUUAUUCUGACUACUAUGAAGAACUACAUUUCAUUUUCAGAAUCUAUUUUAAAAAGUUCCUGCCAUGUGAUCCUUUGCCAGAGGACUUGUUCUCUGUUUUUAAUUGUGUCUUCUUCUCUUUUAAAGCAUGAUACCACUUUUAUGAAGCUAUAGCUCUGGCCUAGAUUUAGGCAGUUCUCACCAUUGAUUAGAAAGGAACCUUUGGGAUCUGAGUAUAGUCACUCAUUAACAGGUAAUUAGUGGCAAUACAAGCUUUUCUCUCAGUGUUUCUCAACACCUGAUCAUCCUUUUUUAGGUUUUCCAUAUUUGUAUGUUACUCUCACUACCACUGGCUGAGAAAAAUGGCAUGGAAUAUUUUAAGAUGGAGAGAUCAGCAUCUGUGAACUGGCCAGUUAAGCUGCUUUUCUACAAAGAAUCCAGAUUUUAAUAUGAACAACUUUGAGGUUGGAAUCUCUGAUUAGAAAAAGCAGACCCUGCGUUUUAGACAAGCACUUGAUUUUUGUUUGUUUGAUCUGGCAUUCUGUCAUAUUUAAAACAAUAUCAGGAAGGAUCAAAUAAUUUUCUGUUACAAAUUCACAUACUUACUGAUACUAUGUUUGGUAUUCUCUUAUUGCACAAUUUGUUUCAGACCUUUAUAUUGCUGGGAUUGGUGAUGAUGUAGUUUUCUUGCUCUGUAUGCACAGUCUUCAACUCCUGCUGACCAGAGAAGGCCUUGAUGCAUGUGCUGAUCUUUUUGCAAGUGAUACCUUCCAGCUCUAGGAUUUGGUAGCUUGCCAAUCUGACUGCUUUGCAUGAGAGAGGAAUUCUCAGUGUAUCCUGUUCAGACACUAACAUGAAAGAUCACUUAACAGCAUAGAAGAAAAAGGCAUACGGUGCUUAUAAUCCAUUCUACAGUGAUUCUUGUAUUCCAUUAUUAACACCACGUAUUGAUAUAAUAAAUAACUCUCAAAGCUAUAGUGUACACAACCUUAAAUCAAAAACUGUGAUAAGACAGCAGGAAAGAUGAUGCCAUAUGAAGUCAAGACAUACAGUUGGAAUAUCAUGUGUAAAUUUGAUUUUUCCCUGGGUUGAAAAUUCUGUGAAUAAUUCCUGUUGGCAAGCCAAAACACUCCUGUAGCAGUGCUACCAAAAUGGUGAAUCAGAUUAUUUUAUGAGGAUUACUGUGACAAAUGCUGAUAGUCAUAUGUUAUGCAGCUUGAUGUUCUGGGCCUCGUAUUGAUAUUAUUGUCAUCAUUUUUAACACUUAGCUUUGGCUUCUUCAGUAGAAUGGCAACGCUCCAAAUCAGUCAUUAGAGGACCCAUCUUUAUUUCCACAGUGAAGUAAAUUAUGUUUUUGCCCAUGUACACAAUCCCUUUGUUUCCUGCUUUUGUAUGAGGCAUUAUUAAACCAAGAAAUAUCUAAUCAUAGUUUACAGUUUCACUUGGUUAGAAAAUUGGUUAUCCGUUUUGGAACUAGAGAAGAUCUUAAAUCAUGCUAUGACAUUUGCUGUAGAUGCUGGAUUGUUCUGAAGCUAGUUCAAACAAAACAGAACACUAUGGCUUCCUGGGCUAAUCAUAGUUUAAGCAAAGGGGUUGUGGAUGUAGGCAAAGGCCCAUUCAUAUCUUAGUCAGUGGUUUUAAUACAAUGAAAUAAACAUUAUAGAAGAAUUCAGGACAGAGUAUUCAUGUGCUAAUUUCAUGUUUGCUUUUAUUAAAAAUCAGAAAAUAUUACAACUACUGAAUAAUGUUUCCUUCCUGAUGUAUUAUAUUGUUAUAGUUUAAUGUUCUUAUGGAUUUUAUAUGAUGAUAUAAUCAUGCAGUCUGCUGGAACAUUCUCUGCAUAAACUGCAUAUUAUGUGAGAAAGUCGUUAAAUAUGAGAGCAUUCAGCCUUGUGGAUACUGGAGGUUUUUCUUUAAAAUAGGAAGUGGACCUUUUUCCUUACUACUGUCUUAAUUUCACAUAUAAUGUACAUUGUAAGAUAUGUCUGCAUGUCUGAGGUCUUAAAGACCUCUGCCACAUCUGUGCAGAUGCUUUGAUUUAAAAGACAUAGCUUCAAGUAAGGUAGAAUCAGGACUUGAGUUUUAUUGUUUAUAAACUGGAAAGCUGAAGUUUUAAUGGGAUCAUUGUUGGUCAAAGCAAGUUUCAGAUGAAACUAGAGGUUCAGAAAAGGGGCUGAGUUGAGGGAAGCAAAUGCAUACAGGAAGAAGUCUUCAGAGCUGAUAAUCUGUUUAAUGGGCUUUGUUGUUGAGUGCCUUCAAGUCAUUUCUAAUUUAUGGUGUCCCUAGAAUAACCAUUAAGGCUCCCCCCCGCCCCGCAAGAUUUGUUCAGAGGGGGUUUGCCUGUUUGCCUUCCUCUAAGGUUGAGACAGUGUCACUUGCCCAAAGUCACCCAGUAGGUGUCCAUGGCCAAGUGGGGUUUGAACCCUGGUCUCCAUGGUCAUAGUCCAACUCUCAAACCACUAUACCGCACCAGGUCUUACAUUACUAAAUUUUAGUAAUAUAGAUGAGGCACUGUUAAAUGAAAGAACUCUUAAGAAUGAUUGGAAAACCAUUUCAAAUUGGGGAAACGGAGAAAGAAUGUACUUUUCUUCAGCUUUUCUGUAGUUGAAGUUGGAUAGUAUGAGCAUCUGCUUUCUGUAUUCAUGUUGAUUUACAGUUAACAGCAAAUUUAUGGAUGGGUCAGAAAGUUGUUGAGACCUGUUUCAGCCAGACAGGGAGCCACUUUUCCAGCAAUACAGGAUUUAGGAGAAGAUUUCAAUCUUAAAAAUAAGCUAAUUUUUAAUUAGUUAAUUGUCCCCAGUCCACAUAAUCUGAAUUUGAUUACUGGAAGCAAGUCUAUAGAAAUUGAAAACAUAGAUAUGGAGCUACCACGUAGUCUUUGUUCUUUCAUAGGCUGUGGAUUCAAUCCAGUUUUGGGUUUUCGUUCAUAGUAAAACCUCUCUUAUUCUCACAUAUUAGCAUAUAAGUGUAGCCAUUAUGUUAUUUGUCUAGUGUUCUAGAUGUGUACUGAGCCAGGAACAAUGAUUUCCUGGCUCAGUACUCAUCUAGAACACUGAUUAGUAUUCCAGCCUCAUCAGGGCUUUGUUGCCCAUUUUAUCAAAUCUCCUUUUAGUGGUUCCCAUUCAGCAAAGUACUAUAUUCUAAGAAAUCUCUCCACCAUUCAUAUGAGUAUCUGCUCACCUUGGCUUUAGGCAAUAUCUUUCCUCCCACCCAUGUCCCCCAGUGACCAUAACCAUUGUUAAAACGGAACUUGUGACCCCAUCAUCCCAUUGCAUUUCUGUUCCUAUUCACACACAUAGCCUGCUCAUUCUUAAGUAUAAAUGUAUUUCCAUAGGCACUUCAUUCCAUGCAUGUGAUGAAGUAGGUUCAGUCUACAAAAGCUUAUGCUACCAACCUCUCUGUCUCAAAGGUCUACAGUAUCCUUUUGCAUACCAUUUCAGACUAAUACAGCAGUGCCUUUGAAUCAUAUUGUAUAUGCAGCCACUGGCUUUGUUUCAAUAGACAGGAGACUAACAUUUGCUUUGAAUUAGGGAAGGCCAAAUUUGUUCUUGAGUGAACUAAUAGAAUAGUAAAAAUCAAGGUAAAAUAAAUGGUCUAGCAUUCUUUAAUACAUGAAUGUAUAUGAUAGAUAGGUCAUAUAAUAGAUUCAAAUAUAUCCCUUUGCCCUCGUACAUGUUAUAUUAGUCAGGGCCUCAACUUUUCUGAAAAUGGAUUUGAUCCAAACUUAGUCAUGAAGCUCCAUAACCACUACACUACCACUCCAGAAAUUGUUCUUUGUAAGCAAGAUAUCAGUAUAUUUUAGGAGAACUUCCACAGUUCAAAUACAGGUUCAUAAGCAGGUUUAUCUGAGCACUUUUUUCUCCAGUGGUUUGGCUGUUUAUUAUAUCUGAAAGGGAUCUUGUUUUGGUAGGACGUCUUGCAAAUAAAUCAGAAGAUAUUGAAAAUGUUUGUUAUUUGCACUCACAUUGCUGCAGCUUUUUACACUCUUUGUAGUUUUGAUGCAGUCUGAUUUUUACCAUGCUUUUUUGGCUUUCCACACUCCACCUGAUCCACUGCUGUAUUUGCUCGCCUGACGCUCUGGGCAACAUCUGAAUUUGAACCCUAGUGUUCUAAAUGCAUGUUUCCCGCAAGAGGCAUUUCUAGUUUAGUUUCAAGUUUGCAAAAUCCCCACGGUAUUUUCCUUGAAUGAUUUGUGUUUGAAUUCACAUUCAUCUUCAUGUUUGAAAUCUGUGUGUGGUUCUGCUAGAGUCAGCAUGUUCCAAGAAGGAUUUUUUACUAAGAUAACUCCUUAAAAGCUUACAGGUGAAAACUCAUUUCCCAGGAGUUUCCUUUCUUCUCUGAUGUUCUCUCUUUUCUGGGCCAAGUUGGACCCAUGGUGAAUGCAAUUUUCAAUGUGUUGUCACUAUACCACUGAAGAAAAAGCAAGGCCGAAACCAUUGUCAUAAGAUCUGUUGUGCUUCUCCCUACCUGAUUUUAAUUGAUGCUGUUGUGGAAUCUAGUAACUAGCCCUCUCUGCAAAUGUUAACGCCUGGAAAAGAGAGAGAGGUUUUCAGCUGUUGGCUUGCUAACUUCCAUUUGCAAGUGCUCUGUACUUACCUGUUUUAAGGAGAGUUUUACAGAUCUUUGUAAAUACACUACUUGGAGAAAAGAUAGCCUAUGAGUGAUGGAAAAGAAUGUAUUUUUAUGCAACUUUUUGAGUGGCCUUUCAAACUCUGAAAUGAAUGAUUUUUGUUUUCCUGAUUGUUAUAUAGUAUUCUAAGUAUUAUAUGUAUGAAAGUUUGAGAAUAAUAUUCACAUCUAUGAUGCUUGUAAACACGAACAGUAUUUAUAAAUGAAUAAAGUAUGUGCUUUAACACUGA
Molecule: messenger RNA, 9387 nt
Organism: Sceloporus undulatus (fence lizard)
Lineage: Eukaryota; Metazoa; Chordata; Lepidosauria; Squamata; Phrynosomatidae
Gene: PPP1R12B
Product: protein phosphatase 1 regulatory subunit 12B
Biological process (GO): signal transduction
Cellular component (GO): Z disc; A band; cytoplasm
Molecular function (GO): enzyme inhibitor activity; phosphatase regulator activity; protein kinase binding
Source: RefSeq, a predicted model, not a curated record